Messenger RNA from Arabis nemorensis, 396 nucleotides. NCBI's taxonomy places the organism in Eukaryota, Viridiplantae, Streptophyta, Magnoliopsida, Brassicales, Brassicaceae. The record is from the annotation of a GenBank genome assembly.
AUGGGAGACGCGAAGAAGACGGAGAUGGAGAUGGAGACGGUAGAGAAGAAGGAAGCAUCAGGAUCCGUUGGUUUCAGAGAACUACGUGACGAUCUCUUCAAUGAAGCAGCAAAUCUCGUCUCCGAAGAUCCCUCCAUACGAAUCGCGAUCUUCGUCACUCCUCCUUCCACCGAAUCGGACGGAUCUACACAUUCCUUCGCUCAUCCUUCUGUCGAAAGCGUUGUUGAAACAUUCCUCGAGGAUAAGUGUCCUGUUCCGUACGAUUCGAUGAAUCCGGAGCAAUUGGCAGCAGCGUAUGAAAAGUUGACGAGACUUAGGAGUCAUAUGAUUCUCCAAUUGGAAGCCAAAGAAAGAGGUCAAUCUUCUGGGAAUCACCAGGACAAAGCUGGACCCUAA